AUGGCGUCCCAGCUGGAUUGCGAGGCCAGAACUAUUGUCCUAGUAGAGUUUAUUCCUGAUGAGCUGGACAGACAGAGAGUCCAAGAGCUUUUUUCUGAAAUUGUACCAGUAGAAAGUACGAUUUUAAUGAGAUCCCGAACAUCUGCAAAAUACGGUCUUGUAUUUUUCUAUCAGCCUCAGGAUGCUCUUACUGCUGUUGAACACUUUGAAGGAUAUGAAAUUCUAGGGAGGACACUCAGAGUGUCACUUGCACAAUAUGAUAAAGAAGCAAUUGAAAAGAGUCAAAACGUUGAUGAAAACAGGACUAAUAUUAUAGUAAACUAUCUACCACAAUCUGUGACUCGGAAUGAAAUGUACUCACUUUUCUCUACCUGUGGAGAAUCGCCGCAAUGCAAACUUAUGGUAAAUAUUUGUACGGGAACUUCACGAUGCUACGGAUUUGUUAAGUACCAUUUGCCAGAAGAGGCUGCAAAAGCCAUAAAUCUAUUCGAUGGACUCAAAAUACAAAAUAAAAUACUCAGGGUCUCCUAUGCAAGACCUUGUUCCGAACAAACUAGAGGAACUAAUCUAUAUGUAAAUAACCUCCCAGAGGAUGUUACCGAGGAAGAUGUACGGGUAUUAUUCAGACCAUAUGGUCAAAUAAUCAAUUGUCGCAUUAUUGGCGAGAAGUCAACUAGGCACCAAGUUGUUCCCGAUACUGCAGAAAAUUCACCUCCAAUUUCAAAGCGCGUGGCCUUUGUCAUAUAUAAUCAACGCUCCCAAGCUAAAACAGCCAUUAGCAUGCUGAAUGGAGUUUUUUAUCAAGGAAAUUUUCUUGGCGUUAAAUUUGCCAAACUGGAUUACUUAAGAACCGGCUACCAAAAUUUAACCUACUCUUUUGGCUACAUCUUCUCUAUAAUCCAAAACUAUGCUUGGUAUAUGGUAUUUGGAGGCCUGGCCUUUUAUUACAUCUACACAAAAUUCCUGAGGACCAUAUUAGAAUCGACGUUUUUAAGUUAUGAAAAUUAUAAAAAGCAAAAAGAGGAACAGGAAUAUGCAGCCAAAUAUCACAAAAAUCCUGACCUUUUUUCGGCAAGAGUCUCUGCUCAGCAAAAUCGUGCUCAAAAACUACAGGAGCAAUAUGAUCAGGAGGCACGAGAACAUCAAGCGAAAUUGAAAGAGAAUAUAAUCCUCUCAUGGAACCUGGAACUUCCUCCAAUUAUAGGCCACCUAAAAGGAGCAAGUGCGGAGGAGGAGGAUGUGGCAAAUAAAUAUGUAUUUCUAUUAAAUUCUUAAUUUUAUUUAAUUAUUGUAUAACUAUAAUUUAGGAAAAUAGUUAAAAAAAUUAUACUUAACUAGUUUUAAGAUAAAUCAUUAAUAAUUACUCACACAAAAAAAAAUACAAACAUCAGCCUAAAGUAGCCCUUGUCUUUUCAAAUCCUCAUACGUUUUCCUGUUCACUACAUUACCCUGAGAAUCUUCAUAUUCUUCUUCAGUUUCUGGCUGCCAACGUUCGCUCUGUUUCUGAACCUUUAGCUUUUCCCACACUAAAAACGCACAAAAUAAACUAUUGCCGAAUAAUUGCAAAUCAAAAUAAAUUCUUACAUGCUAAGGCAUCCUCAAUUUGUGUCACAUUGGCAAAAUGAGCUGUGUUGGGUAUACCCAAACAUCUCAUACCAUGAGCAUGUCUCCAUUCGGCAAAAUGUCUUUGGAAUGCUUUGGGGCCUUUGUAAACAAAAUUACCACAAAUUUCGCAGUUGUAGCUGAUGUUCAGGCCGUGUAGUUUAUAUAACCAAUAAGGAAUAGGCUAAAAAAUAUUAAUUAGUAGCUGGAAAGGCAUUUACAAAUUUUUACUUUUCCGUCCCAUCCCAGGGGUAAAUUUUUGGGAUUAUAUGGUACAUCAUCGUCAUUUUCAUCACCACUUUCGUCUUCAGAUUCCUCAUUUUCACUGUCAUCCCUUUCGCCAUCGGUUCUGGCUUGUUUCCGUUGGACGUUUUCUUUAGUUGCUACUCGUUGGUCACUAACUAUCUCAGAAAGUCUAAAAAAAAUCAUAAGUGAUAAAUUUUCAGCUAGAAACCAAUUUGUGCCUUUACUUGUAAAUUUGAGCUUCCAUCAUAGCCAAAUCUCUUUGUCUCAACAAUUCUUUUUCUUUGCUUGCCUUUCCUUUAGUUGUUUUAGUCAUUAAGGCAGGAUCCAGUGAGCUUUGACCUUUAGUUGAAAACAGUCUUUGUGCUCUUUCUUCUAAAGUCCUAAAUAAAACAUUAAAAACAUUAACAAAAAUGUAAGUAAAACAAAAGAAUUCUUACCCUCCACAUUUGAGCCCCAGCGCCAUCAAAGCAGAUUUCAAUCUAUCUAGUCCGAGUGAAGCUAAUUCUUCCCAACUAGAAAAUGCAGACAAGUCUAAAUGAGCUCCAACAUUAGCCAAAGCAGACCCUGCUUCUUUCUAGAAAAAAGAUAAUAUACAAAACCACAAAGUUUAAUUGAAAAAAUCCUUACUGGCCAUCCAGGACAAGAAUCCGUUUCCCAUUCUAUAGCAGCCUUUCUAGCUUCGUCAUCUAAAAGAAUGUCCAAAUGCAAUAAAGGUUUUAUUCUUUGGAUAAACCAACAUAGAUAUUCUAUGAGACAAUUUAAGUAUUUUCGGUAUUCGCCUGUUUUUCUUUCUUUGGGUAUGUCGUAGAGCUGAUCAAACAUACUCAGGUAACUGAUGUAAUCAAC
Molecule: messenger RNA, 2694 nt
Organism: Ceutorhynchus assimilis (cabbage seed weevil)
Lineage: Eukaryota; Metazoa; Arthropoda; Insecta; Coleoptera; Curculionidae
Source: the annotation of a GenBank genome assembly